This is a messenger RNA of Phodopus roborovskii (desert hamster), 1495 nucleotides long. RefSeq names its product retrotransposon Gag like 4 (gene Rtl4). The transcript has a single exon. Bases 253 to 1164 code for a protein of 303 amino acids. Lineage: Eukaryota; Metazoa; Chordata; Mammalia; Rodentia; Cricetidae. Gene Ontology annotation, molecular function: zinc ion binding; nucleic acid binding. The record is from RefSeq and is a predicted model, not a curated record.
AGGUGAUAUGUGUCUUCUGAAUGUGUAGAACAUUGAUAUUCUCCAUGAAGAAGCAGUGAAGAGUAGAAGAUAACAUUUUUUGUGGCAUCUCUUCAGCUCAACUCUCAACAUUCUUUAGCGACAUUGAACAGCUGUUUCCUGCUUGUACAUGACACUGUCUUUUCUGAUCCCAAACCAAACCACUUCCUGUCCCUUUGUCUUGUAUACUGAUACUGAAUUUCUUUUCAGUUCUACAUAAUUCCAGGAGACACAAUGGAAAAGUGCACAGAAUCACCACCUACUUUAAACACGGAGACCUCCUUUUUGAGAGAAGAUAAUCUGAUUCUGCAGCCACAAAUGCAGCAUCCAACUGAGGACAACCCCACAUUAAGAGGGCAAGUUGUGCCUGCCCAGAGUACUCCAGUGAUGUCUAUACCCUACUCAGGUGACAAUCUCCCUCAAUUUCAUGGUGAGCCAAUCAGUGUCACAGGGUUUCUUGCUCAGGUCACUACCUAUUUGACAGCUCUCGAGAUUUCCAAUCCUGCAGACAAUGCCCGAGUCAAGCAAUUUUUUGACUACCUGUCCCAGCAGAUGCAAAAUUGUGACAUCGUAUCGGAGUCCAACCAGAGACAUCUAUUGAAACAAUAUGAAAAUUUUAUUCUUGAGUUAAAGCAGUCAUUUGGUGAGCCUAUGAAGCAAGAAAUUAUCCCUCCUGUGAAUGUUCAGGUUGACAGUGAAGACGGCUCUCUGCAGGAUACUACUUUCCAACCUCUUGCUCAAAAUCUGAGUUACAGUGAGACCAGCCAGAGCAACCAGUUCCAAAACAGACAAGCUAAUUCCACCCAUGAUGAAGAAAUCACAGAUAUAAUGGGCAAUUUACCUGAUUUGAUCACCCAGUGCAUUCAACUGGACAAAAAGUACAAAGACAGGCCGGAACUCCUACAGACAGAAGGUCAGGUUCCAAUGUUCUCUUCCCCAAACCAUCUCAGCACCAUGGCUCCACCACCAAAGGAUGAGUUCAAGCCAUUUCAAGGAGUCCAAAUGCCUGUCACCCCAGCCAAGAGAGCCCGCCAGCAAGAAACUCAGUUAUGUCUCUACUGUAGCCAGGCUGGUCACUUCACAAGAGAAUGCCUUGCUAAACGUUCUCGAACUCCAGCAAGGAGAAAAAUGCAGCUCACUAGUUAAAUGAGGAUAGGAAGUCACUUUGUAAACUCAUAUCCCUGUCACCAUUGGCCUUAGUGAUUUAUACACUUUCACAAACUUCAAAAUACAAAUGAGUUGCUGUGGAAUCACUUUAAAAAUAUGCAUGACCAUUUAUAUCUCCAGGGAUUUAAACAACCAGAACUUGUUGGUUGGAAGAUAUCCCGUCCCCAAACUUGACCCAACAACAAUGAUGAAGACAAUGAAUAGAAACAUUAUAGUUAUGGCCACUUCCAUUAAGAAUUCUGAAAAUUUGCAGAUAGAAGUCUCUCCAGCCUGAGUAACACAGAGAAAAAUAAUUCUGACAAUGUAUUCG